UCCGUAUGACUGCCUCUGGAAGUACUUCCGGUUUGUCUCCAGCUCUGCAGAACAAGGGAAUGUUUUGGCUCGGCACGGAUUCACAGCGUCUCCUUUAUGUUAUAUAGUCUAAAUAUGAAAUUAAUGAGAGUAAAAAAACGGUAGUUACAGUUAACUAGUAAUAUCACAAAACCAUCGCUGGCGUUUGCUCGCAAAUAUAUGGAGUGCAAAUCUGACAAAAAUAUAAGAUGCUUCAUUAGAAACAGCUGCACACCAACACUAUGCUAAUAUCACUCGCUGGAUGAAGCUAGUUUGUUUAUGAAGGAAAGUAGUUCGGAUAUCUUAGGCUAGUUAAAGGCUUUUCACCCAUUCAUACAUACUCUUCACGAUGUCGGACGUCGUACACUCGUUUCAGUCCCAGCUGUCCGGGGUCAUGGAGACCGUGUUCAAAGCUGCCAUAUUUGAGAUCACCCGGCUGGUGGAGGACAGUUUCGUGAAGGAGGUGUCCCGCAGCCGAGAGCAGGUGGAGACCCUGAAGAAGAGGCUGCAGUGGAGCGAGUCCAAGCGGAAGAAACAAGAGACGAGUGUUCGGAGACUGAGGUGUGUGCAGUGCGACAAAUCCCGAGUACGGGACGAGGAAAGACGAGAGAAGGCGACACAGUCAGAAAACGAACGCAGUCUCAAACAGGAGCACGUUCCAGAUGGGAAAUGGGAAAGCUGUGAGUUGGAGACCAACACGCUUAUAGGAAAGGCGAGAUCAGAAGACCAAAGCACAUCCACCAACACAACAGAGCCUGCUGGUACAGAGGACAAGAAACUGGACUGUGUGUUAAAAGAGGAGACUCUUUAUGUGACUAGCGCUAAUCAGGAGCUUCAUGAUGGGUGGACUCUGGAUACCGCAGCAGCUGAGACAUCAGAUUUCUCCGCUCAUACUUACAGUGAGCAGGAGCUCCAGCAGAUUCAAGAUGAAUGGAGCUCUGGACUUGACCAGAGCGUAAACGGUGAAGCAUAUCCAGGAAUCGCAGACGUCCAGGGCCUGCCAUACCGAACGCGAUACGAUGCAGAAGAGCUGGUGAGCUACAGCGUGCACGAGCUGGACAUGGGAGACCUGGACGGCCUCAGAGAAACAGUUCAAAAUGACCUGAGCAUAGGCGAGGACGAUGCCAGAUCUUCCAUCAAGAGAAGAAACGCAGGAACUUUACCUGCACAGGUCAACCAAGAAGCAAAAGACAUGGACAGAGACAUGCACUGUUUACUUAUAAACGCCGAUGGCCACUUGCAAGACAUGAGCGUCCCGGCUGAAGAUCACAGUGGGGUUGCAGGAAGCACAGGACAUAGAGGACACCAACUAUACAGUAAAGACACUGAUACUAGUGCAGUUUAUAAGGGACAUCCAGUGAAUCAGUCUCUGAAGCCUAACAUUGGACAAGCAUUAGCAGCCAACAAGCCCUUAACCAAGCGAGCGCACACUUGUAACCAUUGUGGGAAGAAUUUCACUCAGGCUUGCAACCUGAAAGUCCACCAGCGUGUCCAUGAGCGGGAAGGCCUCCAAUUGUGCAGCGACUGCGGAAAGGGCUUUACGUCCUUCAGCGAUCUGCGCAAACACAGAUGCAGCCAAACUGGAGACAAACCCUAUGCUUGCACGCUAUGUGGGAAUAAAUUCAGCCGACUGUGGAAUCUGAAGCUGCAUCAGCGGAUUCACACGCAGGAGAAACCACACAAGUGCACCAUGUGUAGUAAGAGCUUUACACGGGCGGACAUCUUGAAAGUCCAUAAGCGUACGCACACAGGAGAAAGACCGUACUGCUGUGUUAUAUGCGGACUGAGCUUCAAACGACUGGACCAUCUGAGAUCACAUCAGCGCAAACAUGCUGACAUGAAUAGUCAGUGACAACUUCGCAAUUGUAGAGGUAUUUCGAAGGUUAUGAAUCCUGACUGGACCUAAGAUAACAAGCAUAACUGUUCUACUAUAAAACUUCCCAUUUAAGUUACAUCAUCUUCAUAUUAUGUGUUUUUUUUUUUAAAGUCCAAGCGUAAAUCAAUACUCUAAUAUUUACUCACCCUUUUGUCAUAAAACCUGCACAACUUUCAUUUUUUCCUGAGCAUCUUCCACUUUUUCAACAUGCUUUUUGUGUUUAGCAGGUCAUGAGGGGGAGUAAAUGAUGCCGUUUCAGGGCCUUUAUGAAUAAUGUGAUCAAUUUGGCAUCGGAUGAAAAUCUUAAUAUUGAUAUUUGAUACAAAUUGGUAAGACAUUGCUUAUCACUGUCUUGCUCUGUCGAUUUAUUAACGUUUAUUUAAAAAAAAAAAAGCUAGCAAAUGAGCAUAUUUCUUAAAAUGUGUAAUGUGUGUGUCCGUUCAUUUAAGUUCUGUGAUUAAAUGAUCAAAUGUAACAUUUUUACUUUGAGCAUUAUUAAAUCCUCUGUUUAUUUCAUGUA
Molecule: messenger RNA, 2414 nt
Organism: Danio rerio (zebrafish)
Lineage: Eukaryota; Metazoa; Chordata; Actinopteri; Cypriniformes; Danionidae
Cellular component (GO): nucleus
Source: RefSeq, marked validated